GUUGUUGACGAUCAAGAAGAUGGCCCAAAUGAAUCCAUUUACGGUGGCAGAAGAGGAUAAUAUAAUACAAGCUAGAUUAUCUAAUGACGAGAAGGGGCUACGACAACUAUCAAAGCGUCUAUUCAACUCUAAGAGCCAGCAAGAUUAUCAAUCUACAUUGAUAGAAUUGCAGAGAUUUAAGUUGCAAAUGAAUAGAUCACACCUCUUUGAGUCAGCGAUACGGGUACAGUCUAUAGAAGCAGAAGCUGAGAGGGAGAGGAUGGAAGAGGAAUGUAACUCUAUCGUAGAGCAAAAUAAGCAGCUCUUAUUUGAACUUGAGCAGGCGCAAUUAGAUAGACAGCGUAAAAUGGAAUAUGAUGCCCUCGCCUCUGAGAUACUCGGAUACCCAUCCAGAGACGAUAGUUCACAAGCUAUAGACGCGCUAGAAAACUCAAUCAGACAACUCCAUGAAACAAAGGAACUCCAGAGAAACACAUUUUCAAAGCGUGCUGUCACUUUUGCAGAGAUAUUGGACGCCUGUGAGCGACUGAGAGGCGAUGUCGGUGCUGAAGCUGAAGAAGGAAGACGGAGAGCACUCCUCGAAAUGGAACUCGAAGGUGAAGCUGAACAACAACCCCAGAAAUCUAAACUAGAUCCAAGCGCUGCCGUAUUCGAGCCUACUCAAUCAAAGAAAGCUGACCUAGAGGAAGGCGAAGAGGACGAAGAGCAGUAGGAAUAAGUUAUUUAUGUAUUAUUAUAGUAAUCUAUGCAUUUGUCUCA
This is a messenger RNA of Wallemia mellicola CBS 633.66, 759 nucleotides long. RefSeq lists its product as hypothetical. Lineage: Eukaryota; Fungi; Basidiomycota; Wallemiomycetes; Wallemiales; Wallemiaceae. Gene Ontology annotation, cellular component: THO complex part of transcription export complex. The transcript has 3 exons. Gene Ontology annotation, biological process: mRNA processing. The record is from RefSeq and is a predicted model, not a curated record. Bases 20 to 712 code for a protein of 230 amino acids.